Messenger RNA from Homarus americanus (American lobster), 4553 nucleotides. Its product is annotated as gastrula zinc finger protein XlCGF57.1-like. The transcript is spliced from 2 exons. The record is from RefSeq and is a predicted model, not a curated record. Gene Ontology annotation, molecular function: RNA polymerase II cis-regulatory region sequence-specific DNA binding; DNA-binding transcription factor activity, RNA polymerase II-specific. The coding region runs from base 1172 to 1825 and encodes 217 amino acids. Gene Ontology annotation, biological process: regulation of DNA-templated transcription. Lineage: Eukaryota; Metazoa; Arthropoda; Malacostraca; Decapoda; Nephropidae.
UGUCAGUGUGAUAUUAGGUUUUUUAAAUUACUCUUUUUUAAUACAGCAUUAGAAUAUUUUUGUUCUCGUGAAGUAGGAACUGCCAGUGUAGGCGACCGUGUUUGUUUACAUUCUGUCAGCCAGGAAGAGCAGUAGGAAUGGUCAUCAGAAUCCUAAUAUAAGUUGAGAGACAAACAUCACAUUGAUACACAAACAGAAGACAGCCAGAACAGUAUGUUGAUUGGACAUACAGAGUAUGGUCUGCAUACACCAAAUUUUGCAAACAAUAUAAGUUUUUUGUGUUCCUAUUGUAUAUGCAGGGGAACAUAUUGAUCUGCACUUGUUCAUCCACCUAUCAAUCUGGACCUCUGUACAUCAAUACGCAAGAUCUUUCGUCCCACCCAAGUUUAUGUACAGGAUUAUGUAAGAGCAUCUAACGUAGAAAAUGAAACUUUCGUGGCUUUUGUAUAUGUAUCAUAAGGCUUUUAAGCAAUUUGUGUGGUUGUUGAAGUGUUUAUAAUUUAUCAAGGUUUUGGACCUUGACAUUUUGUAACCAGCAGGAGAAUGUGUUAAGUAAACACUAGUUGUAAUAAAAAAAAAUAUAGUAUCUUAUUGUGAACAUAUCUUAUGAAACAUUCAAGAUAUAAAGACUGUACAUACACCUUCUGCAGCCACUGUAUUGAUGAUAAUCCUUUAAUGAUACACUGUGAUAUGCAGUGCAGUAGUGGCCCAACACCACACCAUUACUACUGAGUGGACACCAUCACCAUCUACUGCAAUAAAGUUCACCCUGACAUCAGAGCUACUAUAUGUACAGGGUUCAUUUGUAUUAAAUUAUGUAGGGCUUACAUUUCACUAUUAACAGAUUCUGAAACAUAAUUGUUGUUUUCAGUUACUAUUUUGAAACAAAUAAAUUACAAGAGAUAGGAGACUAUAGCUACAUCGGAUAGAACAGUUUUUCUGUUAAACAUCACUUAAGACUUGUGCACAGAAAUGUCAGGAUAGAUGUUUACUGACAACAACAGUAAUUUCUUUGGUUAAAAUAGUUCAAAGAGUUUAAACAAUGAGUUGAUAAAACAAAAGAUGCAGGUUUAUACAUUAUGUAGGGUGAUUGAAAGGCUUUAAACAAAAUAAUCAACAAAACACAUGUGAGUUCAUACUGGAAAGGUAUUACAGUAUAAGAGUGUUUAGGAUGUCUAAAGAUCUUACGCAAAAGCCAUCUUCUGUGACAAAUAUGAGAGUUCAUACAAGAGAGAAGCCAUAUAAGUGUACAGUAUGUGUUAAAAACUUUAUCCACAAAUCCUCACUAGUAACUCAUAUGAGGGUUCAUACAGGAGAGAAACCAUAUAAAUGUUUAGAAUGUUUCAAGAACUUUAUCCAUAAAUCUUCUCUAGUAACACAUAUGAGAGUUCAUACAGGAGAGAAACCAUAUGAGUGUACAGUGUGUUUCAAAACCUUUAUACAUAAAUACUCUUUGGUUAAGCAUAUGAGAGCUCACACAAAAGAGAAGCCAUUUACAUGUUCAGUGUGUUUUAAGAACUUCACACACAAAUACUCGCUGGUAAUACAUAUGAAAGUUCAUAGAGGAGAGAAGCCAUUCCACUGCUCAGUGUGUCUUAAAAACUUUACUCGUAAGUCCUCUCUUGUAAAACAUACUAGAGUUCAUACAGGAGAAAAGCCAUUCAAGUGCUCAGUGUGUCUUGAGGACUUUUCUCAAAAAUGUGUUCUGGUAAAUCAUAUGAAAGUUCAUACAGGAGAGAAACCAUUCAAAUGUUCAUUGUGUCUUAAAAUAUUCACAUAUAAAUCCUCUCUGGCAAGACAUAUGAAAAGUCAUACAGGAGACUAAUCAGCUGUAUGUCUGUAGAACAUUACUUGUGAAUACGUUUGAGUUAAUAUAGGAGAGAAACCAUUUUAGUGUUCAGAGUGUCUUGAAGACCCUUUAAAACUGUACUUUAGGAAGAUAUAUAAGACAUUCCAUGUCCAGUGUGAACACCCUCUAGAUUCAGUCUCACAGCGUAUGAUUAAACAUCACAUGUGUGUUGGCUUCUAACAAAUGUUGACUUAUUAGAAAAUUUUCUGUUGUCUAAAGGUAAAAUACUUGAUUCUGUAGAUUUUUGUAUGAGAUGUGACCUGGGAAGGUUCAAAGAGGUGAGGGUGUGUCAUUGUUAUGCCAGGGUGAUGCAAGCUUGAUUAUAUACUGUGUGUGAAAUUUCUUCGGUUAACCUGUCUAGAGUUGACAAAAAUCCUUUUUUUUUUUAUUUAUUUAUUUUUUUUAAUGAAAACCUAACCCAUCCAUAUGUACAUAUUUUUUUCUCGGGGUCUUACAACUUUCGGUAUGUACAGGUAUGGGACCAUUUAUCCAGCGUGCUCGGGACCUAGGGGGCUGGAUAGGGCUUUAUUCCAUAAUUUGGAGUGCCUGGUCUAAAAUGUACAGUAAACCCUCUGUAACUGGCAGUGAAGCCUCUGUCCAAAUCACUAGGCUUGCUCUUAAAAGUAGCUUCAACUGUACACUGAAACAAUAAAAUUUAUGAUUGUAGGUGUAUAAACAUCAAUAACAAAAGAAUAGCAAUAUUGAAAGCAUAAAAAGAGCAAAAAUUAUACAAGGUAGUGUACAAACUGCAUGCCAGAUGUCACUGACGGUCAUCUUCGCAAUGCAGCAGCAUCCCCAGCAGUGAUACUCCGUGCCACGGACCCUCCAAUAUCUUCACACUUGCCACACAGCUUCAUGGUAGAUACAGUACUUAAAACUUUAUACCUUAUGGUAAUUAUAACUUUUGUUCCUUUUUGCACUUUCCUUUUGUAGGAUUCUGUGUACCGGUACCUGUACUGUACAUGUGAGUAAAAAAAUUACGUACAGGAUAUCUACCUGAAAAUAUGAGUUAAAAACAUCCACAGGUGGAGAAUUGUUGGAAAUAUCCUUGCUUGGCCUGCGAAUUACUGGUAUACUUGGUAUAUGGUAUACUACAGGUACUCAUAUAAAUAAUUCGUUCCAAAACGUAGCUGGUUUUUGGAGCAUUCCGGAUAUCAGGAUGCCGGAUAAACAGUCCCAUACCUGUGUGUGUGUGUGUCUCAAUAAGAAAAAUCAUUUGAUUCAGCCAUAAUGUACAGCUGAAUUGUUGCUAAAUUGAGUUAACUUUUUGUUGUUAUUGCUGUGAGGAAUAUAAAUCAUUUCAUAUGAGGUCAUUUUUGCUCUUUUUCAUAAGAGAUGUCAUUUACUAUCAUAACCUAACCAAAUUACUGUACUGUAUACCUAAAUUAGGUUAGUUAAGGUGAAGUUAUGUGAGGUAAGAUUUAGUAGGGAUGCUAUGGGUUCAGUGUUUAAAAUCCAAUUGUCAGGAAACUGAGAAUGUGAGAAAACCAUACAUUUUCACCACAAUAUAUAAACAUUCUUAAGAGGUACAGUAUAGCAUAUCAUCAUCAUCAUGAUUGUUUUAUGGCCAUUUUCCAAUCUUUGUGUGGGUUAGCCAUGAUUACCUAAUGGCAGCUCUCCAGGUCUCUUGCAGUCUCUUGUGAGGUGCUUAUCUUUGAGGUCAUUUCUCAAAAUCUGUCCCCAUGUCAUUUUUGGGCCUCCAUAUUCAAACUCAUGAAUCUCUUGACCCAGUUAGUCUCUUCCAUUCUCUCCACAUACCCAAACCAUAUUGACCUACUUCUACAUAAAACUUCAUCAUACUUUUGUUUUCUGAGCAGGAUUUCAAAUUAUUUACUAUUACAGAACAUCACAUCAUACUCAUUUCAUUUCUCUCAGGUCUGCUGCCCAAGUUUUGCUCCUUUACCCACACCAUACUUUAUGCCAACUACAUACAACUUUCCAUUCAAGUGAAGAGGUCCUCUCGCCAUUAAUAAAGGCAAUAACUCCCUAAACUUCUUCCAGGCACUUCUGAUUCUUGCAAUUGAGUUAGCUUUGGCACCACCCCCUGCACUUAUCUCGUCAUCCAGGUAGCAGAACUCAUUGCCACAAUCUAGGGAUAUACUGUAUGGCCAGUAUUUAACUUUUCCUGUCAUCCAAAGGCCAGACAUACCUCUUAGAAAGCUAUUUCUUCAUAAUGCUCAUAUUUCUUGGAAAUUUUAAAUAUAAGAAAAAAUAAAUAAAAUUUAUAAAAUAGUACAAGAGUUCUGGAGAUUAUAUAAGACAUAACACUCUCUUGUUUACUUUAAGCUGCACACUCAACCAUUGAGAAUGAUGGAUGCUGAUUUCCAAUCAGUGCCCAAUUCUGCCAGUUUUUACUUUUGACUGUAGUGCUCAGCUCAGGUUGAGGAAAACAUCAUUCCUGCUCACUGCAAAGCUUAACCUGAGUCUGCAAUCAUCAAAAAAUAACUGCAUGCAACCAGUAGGUGCUGCCAUCUCCCAGUGUCAGUCAAGCCUGUGGCAUAAACAAUGUUUGCCAUUCCACUGCUGACACCAACCCAGGCAUCCUAUGUAGUAAGAAAAUCAGAUGCAUAUUGAUUUUUUCACUAGUUUUCUCAGCUAUUUAGGUGAGUUAUAGACUUGAUGAUAACAUCUAGGUAUGCUAUGUAAAUUUAUUUUAUGUAUCAUACUUUACUGCAUAAAUAAAGAACUGUAAGAAAAAUUCAAA